Messenger RNA from Schistocerca nitens (vagrant locust), 2871 nucleotides. RefSeq names its product SID1 transmembrane family member 1-like. The record is from RefSeq and is a predicted model, not a curated record. Bases 183 to 2549 code for a protein of 788 amino acids. The transcript has 16 exons. Lineage: Eukaryota; Metazoa; Arthropoda; Insecta; Orthoptera; Acrididae. Gene Ontology annotation, cellular component: membrane.
AGGAUGCAAGGUAAUGUUUAUAUGACACUCGCGCAAUGAGGAAGUGUCAUGAACAGCUGGUAGCGUGGUUGUUUAUGUGAUGGGCGCGAUCACACGUACUGUUUAUAAUCCUUACGAUGAAUUAGAAAGGUGAUGAACUGUUGUUUUGAAAAUGACACAUAAGUGAUCUGUAAUAAAUAACAAUGAUGGGUCGUGCGUGUUGUCUUGUGUUGUCGUGUGUUUUGGUCCACUUAGUACAGCUACUACAUGGAACUGAACAGCAGACUGAAAACAAGAACCUCUCGACAAUAAUUUUAAAUGGAAACUAUUCAGACUAUUAUACCUUUAAUGUCAACAGGACAGUGGAAUACAUUUUUCAGUUUCCUGCCUCAGAGGAUAUGAUAGACAAGCCAGCAAGAAUAACCGUAGAAUGCAAGGAUUCCAACCGAAGUUUUCCAGUACUUGUUGUUGUAAGACAGCAAAAAGGUGUCUUGUCCUGGCAAUUGCCUCUUCUUGUGGAGACUGAAUCAGAUUCACUAGAGUACUCGAGAACAUCACGCACUUUAUGUCCUGACAACAGUCGUUAUUUCGCAGGGAACAAUGUGAAAACGCUUUAUCAAUAUAUUAUUGUUAGCAUAUCAACGGCAAGUAAUCAAAAUUUGUCGGUGUCUCUACUCGUCUCGAGGAAAGAGGAUUUUCGAAUCAGGUUGUCAGAUACACGCAAUAUAACUGUGCUGCCAACAGAACCACAAUAUUUUGCUUUCAGAUUUCCACAGAGUGGUCCUGACACAGUUCUUUUACGUGUAGAUUCUGAUAGUCAGGUGUGCAUGAUGGUUUCGAUACAAAACAUGAGUUGCCCGGUGUUCGACCUCGAGCAGAAUGUCCAUUUUGAAGGCUUCUGGGAGACAGUGAAUGUUCGUGGAGGUAUAACCUUACCGAGGGAUGCAUUUCCUUUGGGAUUCUAUGUGGUGUUUGUGGUGAAAGGAGAUGAUGUGGAUUGCUCUGGACCAGACCAGCCAAUUAUAAAGCCUAGAAACAAGACACUCUCUUUCUCACUUUCACCCAGCAUUACUUACCAGAAGUAUCUUGUAGCAGCAUGUGUUGCAAUUGCCGCCUUUGCGCUGUUUUAUAUCUUCUCUAUUGCCAUCUCUGUUGUCUAUUUCAUAAGGGUUCGAAGGAGUUUGCCUUCUACUUCUGAUGUAUUGGAUGAUGAAUGUACACUCCCAUCUGUGUUUUCACCAGGCAGUGAGAGUACAAGCACAAUUCCAAGGGCUGCUUCAGAUUCAUCACUGGAUGAAACUGAUAUUGAUGUUCUACAUGAUGCAGAAAUGGACAAGGAUAUAUUUCGAACAAAGACAGUGUUAUAUGUUGCUGACCUUGCUCGGAAGGAUCCCAGAAUAUUGCGCCAAAAAAGUCAGUUGUAUCUUUGGAAUUUACUUACAGUUGCUGUCUUUUACUCGCUCCCUGUUGUUCAACUUGUCAUCACAUACCAGUUGGUUUUAGAUCAGACUGGGAAUCAGGACCUGUGCUACUACAAUUUUCUGUGUGCACACCCAUUUGGUCUUUUGAGUGACUUCAAUCAUAUAUUUUCCAAUCUUGGUUACAUACUGCUGGGACUUCUCUUUAUAAUUCUUACUGCCCGAAGAGAUCGCAUGCACCGCUGUUCUGAUUCCAGAUUUGAUAAGUAUUAUGGCAUCCCUCAACACUAUGGACUUUUCUACGCAAUGGGUGCAGCGCUUAUGAUGGAAGGAGUUCUGAGUGCAUGCUACCACGUUUGCCCCAACCAUUCAAAUUUUCAGUUUGAUACAAGUUUUAUGUACGUGAUUGCAAUGCUUUGCAUGCUAAAGAUAUACCAGACACGCCACCCAGACAUAAAUGCUAGUGCUUAUUCAACAUUUGGCGUUUUGGCUUGUGUCAUCUUGAUUGGCAUGGCUGGUGUGCUAAAAGGCGGAGUGUAUUUCUGGAUUGGAUUCACAUGUUUACAUCUGAUUACAUGCUUGGUGCUUAGUGUACAGAUUUACUACAUGGGUCGCUGGACAUUGGAUUUCAGUGCCAUCAAGAGAGUAUUUCUACUUAUCUAUUUUGAUCUCCGUGCCAGUCCACUGCACUGCAUUCGUCCACUUUAUCCAAAUCGAAUGGUGUUGCUCACGCUUGGUAACUUGUGCAAUAUUGCAUUAGCUGUACUGGGGUUGAAAUAUCACCUACGUGACUUUGCAACAUAUUUGCUGUCUAUAUUUAUGGCAAAUCUGCUGCUAUAUACUUUCUUCUACAUAGUAAUGAAGCUUUGUCACCGUGAGCGCAUACUGGUGCAACCAUUGCUGUACAUUAUAUUGUCUUUUGCAUCAUGGGGAGCAGCUCUGUACUUCUUCUUUAACAAAUCUAUAUCAUGGGCACUAACACCAGCACAGUCUCGCCAGUAUAAUCAACCAUGUGAGAUCUUAGAUUUCUAUGAUAAGCAUGAUAUAUGGCACUUCUUGUCUGCUGCAAGCAUGUUCUUUUCAUUUAUGGUUCUCCUCACAUUGGAUGAUGAUCUUAUUGAUGUACACAGAAGCAAAAUUCCUGUUUUCUGAAUGGUUAUCAGAUUGAUGGUCUUUUGAAAUAAAUGGAAUUUUUGAUUUGACUGUUGCUAGAGGAUAAUAGUCUGCAGUAUAUUGUGUUAGUGGAUAAAGAGUGAGUGUGUGUGUGUGUGUGUGUGUGUGUGUGUGUGUGUGUGUGUGUGUUUACAGUUAUAUUUUAAAGGUUAUGUCAACUGUGCCGGAACAUAUUUUUCUGCUGGACAAAUCUCUGCAUGUAAAUCCUGUUUAUAUGCAGUCGAGAAAAGUAGAAAAGUAUGUUCCAUUAGAAGCAUAUAAAUUACCAUUCCUAAAAAUUAUGUUUCGAAAACACAUUGGA